This is a messenger RNA of Pomacea canaliculata, 697 nucleotides long. Its product is annotated as perlucin-like protein. Gene Ontology annotation, molecular function: signaling receptor activity. NCBI's taxonomy places the organism in Eukaryota, Metazoa, Mollusca, Gastropoda, Architaenioglossa, Ampullariidae. The record is from RefSeq and is a predicted model, not a curated record. The transcript has 5 exons. Bases 79 to 522 code for a protein of 147 amino acids.
ACAGGUGAUGGUGGACGUCCGGUAGUGUGCUGAGAGUAUAAAGACUCACACUGUCUCUAAGCACCUGUACAGACAGACAUGUCGACAUCAACGCUCCUCCUGCUUUUGGCUCUCACUGGCGUGUGCCAUUGUUCUGUGUGUCCUAAGUCCUGGACUCGACAUGGCAACUCGUGUUAUGCCUACAUUGGGCAGCUGCUUCCGUGGGUAGAUGCUAGGAGCCUCUGCAGGGUGUUUGGUGGUCACCUCGUCGAAAUCACCUCAGCCUCGGAAAACACUUUUGUUCGGAAUUUGAUCAACAACAAGGGCGCGGGCAAGGUCUGGUUAGGAAUCAACGACUUUGUGCAAAAUGGACGCUGGGUAUUAACAUUAAAUGGAAGAGGUAUUUCUUACUCCAACUGGGCACGAGGAGAGCCGAACAACUUGCAUAAUAAACAGGCCUGUGGCGCCAUCUACAGCAACGGGCUAUGGGAUGAUGAAUAUUGCAGUGUCUCGCGCACGUUUCCUUUUGUCUGUGAGAAGUGAGUACAGGUGUUGUCACAAAGAAGGCUGUGCUAGUAACAGGAGAAACAGCAGUCCAAGAGGGGAGGAUUCGGUAACAGAGUAGUGGCAGUGACAACCGUCUCUGGAUACUGUAGGAGGAUGUUUCCUGAACAUUUUUUCAGUUUUAUCGAAAAGACAAUAAAACAAUUGCACCUCA